AUGGCUUUGCAUACUUCAGUCGAAGAAAUCGAAAGACGGUGGUCAUCUUUAAGGGACAUGUUUAGCAGAGAGAAUAGGCGACAAAUGUUACCACCGUCUGGUUCUGGAUAUGAACCGAGGAAGGAAUGGGAGUUAUAUAGAAAUAUGUUGUUUCUAGUUCCUCAUAUAGCUCAUAGAAAAACAAAGACAUCAUUUGUUCAACAAUCACAAAGUUCAUUACCCCAAACAAGUACAGCAGAUACUUCCUCACCGUUUACAUCUAAGCAAUCUUCGAAUCAAUCUUCCAAUGUGAUAACUUUGUUACCAGAUCAUAGUUACAGUGGAUCUUUUCAAUCAAUAAAAGAGAACACAUUAUCAUUAGAUUUGGAAGACCAAGAGAGCAACAUAACAAUUACAGAUUGUGAAAUCCCAAAUAGACCUGCUAGUACACUUUCUAGCUGCAGUUAUACUAGCAGUGUGCAAUCUUUAGAACCAAAUACAAGUUUUAAUCCUACACAGUUGAAAGAUUCAUCUGUAUUUAAGUCUACCAAAAAAGUAAUGCCAGAAAUGGAUGAAUUUGCAAAACGUAAGAAGAUGAAAGACAAUAAACUUGAUCACGAGUUGGAGAAAGCAAGUAAGGAAAUAUCUAUGGCAGUGAAAGCAGUAUCAUCUCAAUUAGAUCAAAAAUUGGAGAAAGAUGGUUACAUGUCCGCCUUAGAAGAAGGAUUAAAAUACGUUCUUUUGAAACAUAGAACACAAUGUAUCAUAGAUCUUCUUCAAAUUAUUCAAAAGUACGAGGAGAGGCAAUAA
This is a messenger RNA of Mycetomoellerius zeteki, 789 nucleotides long. RefSeq lists its product as uncharacterized. NCBI's taxonomy places the organism in Eukaryota, Metazoa, Arthropoda, Insecta, Hymenoptera, Formicidae. The record is from RefSeq and is a predicted model, not a curated record. Gene Ontology annotation, biological process: regulation of transcription by RNA polymerase II. Bases 1 to 789 code for a protein of 262 amino acids. The transcript has 5 exons. Gene Ontology annotation, cellular component: transcription regulator complex; nucleus.